This is a messenger RNA of Girardinichthys multiradiatus, 3993 nucleotides long. It is a transcript of the gene dgcr2, whose product is annotated as DiGeorge syndrome critical region gene 2. Lineage: Eukaryota; Metazoa; Chordata; Actinopteri; Cyprinodontiformes; Goodeidae. The transcript has 11 exons. Gene Ontology annotation, cellular component: membrane. Gene Ontology annotation, molecular function: protein binding. The record is from RefSeq and is a predicted model, not a curated record. The coding region runs from base 354 to 1976 and encodes 540 amino acids.
UCCGCCCCGGCUGAUCGUGCCUGCGAAUGCUUGGAAUUGUUGUGAUGGGAGGCCGCAGCCAUCUUGGACCGAGCUCCAACGGUCGACGGUAACAGUGGAGCAGCCAGCCAGCUAGUUAACGUUAGCUGCUGCCCGGAGAGAUUAACCACGACCUGCGUCGCCUUGUAUUGCGACUAUGCUUUAUGUGCGCUGUUUUGUGUAGUUCGUCGACGACUUGCGUGCACAAAAAUGGGAACAAGUAGUUUUAAACGUCUUGCGGCUAUAGUUUAGGAGAGAGGGCGGAGGCGUUGCUGAUCCUCGGUGUAUUUUUUUUUACAUUUCUGGAUAGAGGAGUUACUAUGAAUGGAGGAUAAAUGUUGCCGAAGGCUGACAGCAGCAGUUUCGUCCUCCUCUUCUCUCUCCUCUUCGUCCUCACGCUAACGGACCCACCACGGACAGGUCCUCGGCUAGCUCUGGCAAGAUUAUUGUCAGAGCAGCGCUGCAGCCCUGGGCAGUUCGCUUGCCGCAGCGGGAAGAUGCAGUGUAUCCCGAUGUCCUGGCAGUGUGACGGCUGGAUAGCAUGCGAGGACAAAAGCGACGAGAUGGACUGUCCCCUUAUAAAGGAGGAGAGGUUUCGUUUUGAGAAUGGAUACGAUCACGAAGAAGAUGUCGGUGUGGCUCAGCCUGUACGCUUCAACAAGAAAUGUCCCAGCGGGUGGCAUCACUACGAGAAGACAGCCAGCUGCUACAAAGUGUACCUGAAGAACGAGAACUACUGGCAGGCUGUGGACACGUGCCAGAAGGUUAACGGCUCUUUGGCGACAUUUGUGACCAGCGAGGAGCUCCAGUUCAUACUGAAGAUUGAGGUUGACUUUGAUGACAAAGUGUGUGAGCGUAAAGACCAGUGCAAGUUUUGGGUUGGAUAUCAGUAUGUGAUCACCAACCGAAGUCACACUUUGGAGGGCCGUUGGGAAGUGGCGUACAAAGGGUCCACACAGGUGUUUCUGCCACCUGAAAGUCUGGCGAAGUUCGGGGAGACUUCUCCAUCUCAGGACAACGUCUUCUGCGCCCAGCUGCAACGCUUUCAGAUCAAGAGCAUGAAUGAACGAGGCCUGCACAGCUGGCACGCUGAGAACUGCUACAAGAAGUUCCCCUUCCUGUGCAAGAGAAGGCAAACAUGCGUGGACAUAAAAGACAAUGUUGUAAAUGAGGGCUACUACUUCACCCCGAAGGGAGACGACCCGUGUCUGAGCUGCACAUGUCAUGAUGGCGAGCCGGAGAUGUGCGUGGCUGCGCUGUGUGAGCGGCCGCAGGGCUGCAAUCACUUUCGAAAGGACCCCAAAGAGUGCUGCAAGUUCACCUGCCUGGAUCCCGAUGGAAGCAGUCUAUUCGAUUCGAUGGCUAGUGGGAUGAGACUGAUCGUCAGCUGCAUCUCGUCCUUCCUCAUCCUGUCGCUGCUGCUCUUCAUGGUGCACAGACUUCGUCAGAGAAGACGUGAACGCAUCGAAACGCUGAUCGGCGGCAACUUGCACCACUUCAACCUUGGAAGACGAGUCCCGGGCUUCGACUAUGGCCCAGAUGCCUUUGGCACCGGUCUCACUCCUCUGCAUCUGUCUGAUGAUGGAGAGGGAGGUGCUUUUCAUUUCCAGGAGCCUCCUCCGCCGUACGCCGCUUACAAGUACCCUGACAUCCAGCACCCAGAUGACCCCCCUCCACCAUACGAAGCCUCCAUUAACCCAGACACCUUUCUCUACGUUGACUUCGGACACGGUGGAGUUUCUGUGGUGCCGAGCCAGAUGAACACAAGGAGGGACGGGCUCCAGGUCGAACCUCCCAGCUCCCCUGGUCCAGUGCCAGAUUCGAUGCCAUCCUCUCAAGAGAGGGAGGACUCCAUAGAUAGCAGCACCCUCCUGGUGGGACCUGACACACCAACAGAUGGCCACGCCCCCGCUCCUCUGCCUCCAGACUGCACGUCCUCCCUCAGCACUGUUGUAUAGGAGCGAGGCGAGGGGGGGAGCUGCACCCGGGCAUUACUUGUUGGUUCAGGAGGUAUAACUGCAGACUGUUAAUGUUGGCUGCAAGGAGGAGACCUAUAGUUUGUACAGACGUACGAGGAGGAGUGCCUACUGCUUUCUUACAGUGGGGGCUUCUUCCUGAAGACACUCUUCAAGGGUUUUUUUUUUGAAGACACUGGCAUCUGAGGGACCAGCAAGGACUGAUUUGCCACACAAAACAAAAACAUCCCAAUAAGUUGACAUGGCUGCACACUGACUAAGCAGCAGCUUAAUUGGGUGAGAGUCUGCUCUAAAUACCCUCUGAGGAUCAGACUUUAUAAGACCUGUUUCAGUCCCGCUCAGAGUGAAACAACGAACCCAGCUUUUGUUGCUUGUACGGCUUUUGUUUGCGUCACGCUUUGAAACUGCAGCGUCUUUAUUGAUCUCCAAGCUACUAUAAACAUCCACAGUCUGCCGUACCGUGACCCAGAGCCUAUUGAAACUUUCAACUUCCCCUUCGUUUUUACAAUCCGAUCUAAGCAGCUGUCUUCCAGAUUUAUAGCGCAGAUUUGCAGAACAAGAUAUUUUAUAGCUCAGAGGUUAACUUUAAAGAAGGUGUUGAAAGUUUAACUUUGUCGGGUUUUUAUCGGCUGACAAAAAAGCUUUAGGUAUCAGAAGACUGUGGUGAUGUGGGUUAUUGUCAGUUAGGUGUUGUGUUCUGUUUAUUCUUAAUUUAUGACUGCAGUUUGCUUGUUGGAAACAUGUAAGCUGAUUUAGAUUUUGACCAAUGAUGCGAUGAAGACCUGGUUGUUGUAUGGGUAAAAAUUAGAGAUAAAAGAGUUUAAAUUUAUAAAAAAGGAGAAAAAAUGAUUUCAUUCACCGCUCCAAUCAUGAAUUAAGUCAUGUUAAUAUUCAAAUGAUGUAUUAUUUGUUGGUAAACUGUCUCAAAACUCUGUACAGUCUUUACGCUUUGAUUGAUUUGCUGCCUCUCCAUCCCAGUGUCCCAACCAGGCGUGGGCUGGAUGAGUCCGGAAAACAUUUGAUUUUCCAGACUGUUCUUCGCUAUAUUAUCUAAAAUAUAAAAAUCUAUAAAAAAAAAUAGAAAUCAAAACAUGUGGUUCUUAAAGUUGGAUUAAAAGCUUUAAUUUAAAGAUUCUAUAUUUAAAACACAAACAAAACCAUACAUGUCUUUUUGUUACAUAUUUUGUUUAGGUUUCAAAAAUGUGAAAUAGCCCUUUUACCACACUGCUGAAUCAUAACCCAACUUCAGUGUAGUGCAAAUAAUUAAAUCCAACCAGGUCAAUAUUUUGUACUGAAAUAUCCAGCUUGUUAUGAAACGUGCUGGAAAAUAAUCUAGAUUUGAGUCAGGAGAAGGGUGGAAUAUUAAAACAUAAAAAUUGUAGCAACAAUGAGUAUAGAACAUCCUUGCUUUUUGCCAGGUAUAAAAAACUGAUAUCAGCUGGUUAAUUAGUUGGGCUCUCUAGUCAUGUAGCUAGCCUGCAGUCCGCUGCUUGCCAACUGAAAUGUUUCCAAACAGCCAGAUUUCUCAUUCUUAUAAGCUAAGGACAAGUUUAGUAACCUGUCAGCUAAGCUGGGGUGUGGAGCAAUGAUUCUCUGAUCCACACCUCCAAACAAAGCUCCAUCUCCUACUUUAAACCAGUAACCAGCCCAGGCCUUGGUUGGACCUGUGUGCAGAACAUCUGUGAGUGAAGUUAAGGAAGCUAUCACAAGCUGAUGGAGAUGUUUCUUCAAAACUUUUUUUUUUUCUGCUCUUUUUCUCACUUUGAAUGAAAUGUAUAAUAAAAAUUGUGAGUUUGGAGCAAGCAAGACACCAAUCGAUGGCAUCCUUGAUUCAUUCGAGGAGGGAUUUGACGUGUUUUUGCAUCGGGGAGGUUCCUCCACCACCAGCAGCAGCAUCCAAACAACCCAAAAAUGGCUCAAAAUGUGUCUGACUGCACAUCUCAUGUUUGAAUGUACUGAAUCUAUAAUACAUGACUUGUUGUGCUCAUCUUUAAACUCA